CAGUCAGCGUCUGUCGGCUGGCACGGGCGGUCACGCGGCGGUCACGGGGUGGGAGAGAGCGAGCGAGAGAGCGAGCGAGAGAGCGAGCGAGAGAGCGACCGUGUGCAGGACAAGGACGCCCUGUGGCCACGUGGCCGAGCUCGUCGCCGUCGUGGUCCCGCCCCGUCCGAGACCCUCCCUCGCGCGCGCAGCGGCUCGCAGCCACGCCAGCCCGCGACUACAGUGUGUGUCACGCAGUGUUCCUCCCGCAGCGCGCGUUCGCCACCCUCAUGACGGCCAGCGAGUCCACGCCAUAGGAGCGCGGGGCCGCGGAGGCCGUCGGUCUCAGCGCGCGUCGCUGGCGCCGCCACACACACCGUGAGGGUGCGAGCGAGAGAGAGAGCGAAGGCCCCGCGCGCCCUGCAACCCCCUCGCCGUGCCAUUGGAUGCGAGGGAGCGAGAGAGAGGCGACCACAGCGGCCCGCGGAUGGCGACGGCAGUGCGUGUCGGUUGACUGCCGAUGGGUGAGGCCGCGCAGACAUGUACAGCGCGGUCGGGGGCGCUCAUAGCUACCGCGGAGAACGGCGGCAGCCCAAGCGCCAACAGCCGCCACCGCAGCAGCAGCAGCAGCAACAACAGCAGCAGCAGCAACAGCAACAGCAACAGCAGCAGCAGCAGGAUGGGGAGGCAUCGGGGGAGGCGGCGGGCGAAGGGCAGGCCGAGGCCGGGGGCGCCGAGAGCGCGCGCCGCCGCCGCCGCUCCAGGCACCACCAGUCCCUCACCGCGCGCCUCAUCAACUACAUCAAGCGCCAGUUCCACCCGGAGGAAGAGGAGGAGCUGGAUGACCUCAACAUCCACGCCGUCCGGUACCGGCCCGAGGAGCUGGCCAAACUAGCGAGGACCACCAAGUUCACGCGCAAGGAGAUCCAGCUCAUCUACCGCGGCUUCAAGCAGGAGUGCCCCACGGGCAUGGUGGACGAGGACUCGUUCAAGCACAUCUUCGCGCAGUUUUUCCCACAAGGAGAUGCCACCCAAUAUGCUCACUAUGUGUUCAACACCAUUAAACAUAACCACACCGGGAAGAUAAGUUUCGAGGACUUCCUCUCCAUUCUUUCCAAGGUUUCUCGUGGCUCUGUCCAGGAGAAGCUGCAAUGGAUCUUUGGCCUCUACGACCAGAACGGCGACGGGCUGGUCACCAAGCCCGAGAUGCUGGAGGUGGUGUCGUCCAUCUACGACAUGCUGGGCAGGAACACCACUCCGAUGGUGGAGGAGACUUCGGCCAAAGAUCACGUCGAGAGGAUAUUCCACCUCAUCGACACCAACCAGGACGGAGUGGUAACGAUCGACGAGCUGGUGGAGUGGUGCUCGCGCGAUGAGCAGAUCCUGCAGUCACUGGAGACGCUGGACACAGUGCUGUAGUGCUGCCGCGCUCGUCGCCCCUACCCCGCGCGACCCAUGCGAUACUCCUUACGUAGCGAAACGGGCGCAAAUACUCCGUGCGCCAUCAUAGCUGCCUUAACUAACUGCGCCCUUGCACCUGCCCCUGCCAUGGGCUCUUCCCUUUCCAGGUUCUUUGACCCCCUUUUCUACUGCUAAUGAGGUACUGAAUGAACUGUGGGAGAAGAAAGUGAGUCUACACAUGUGGUGCUUGUGCCAAGCAGAGAGUAUACGCUGCUUGAUUUGAAUAAUAUCGAAGCUUCCGGAUAAAACCUACAUUCUACUGUUAAAAUUCUUAGGAUAAGAAUGUCUGGUGGUCAGGUCUGCAGUGGUGUUAGUGAACUGUGACGCCGGUGGGGUACAUGAAAAUUGUGAUCGUGAUAGCCAUUAACGUGGUCUAAAGCAUUGAGGUGGCUCAGUUAUUGCUGUGUAGUGUUUUGGGAUCUUUGUUACACUGGCAGUUCUCAAAGCUCUUUACAGUUCUUUAAGGCUUUACAACUAUUGCUUUCAAGGCACUUAUAGCUAUUUGGCUUGUAGUGGCCUUUGACCACAGAAUGUGAAACUUUGCUACUUCAGAAUCAUGAUCUGACUGUUUGUACAUUAUUUAUUUCUUAAUUGUAUUUGAUCCGGGUGAAACUGAGCAAACGCCUCAGUAUCACGGGCUUUGCAUACUCUCUUAGGCCGCAGGGGCCCUGGCACCUUGGCCGCGGAGGGAGUAGGCAAAUCCGCAGCACUGGGGUGUUCGCUCCGUUACACUCGGAACUCUAUUGUUUUAAACCUUCUCAAACUUCUGUUGUUUUGGCUCCUAUAUCAGCUUAGGGGAAUAUUUUAAGUACUAAAUGAAACACUCCCUUCAUCAAUGGAUUGGUAAUGGCUUGGUUUUCAUUGGGUAUACAUAUAUUUUUGAACCAUGCAAUAAAAGCACAAGUAAGCUUAAAACCUAUUAUGACAUUCCUAUUGAUUUUAUACUGAAGAAGCCAACUUGUCUUGGUCAUUUUAACUUCGUAUCAAAUUGUGAUAGAGCUAAUUUCUCUAAUUUGACUAUAAAGAGUUAUUAAAUGUAGUUAUUGUUAAAUAUUUAAUGUAGUUGUUGAAAUGUCUUUCAUUGUUAUGUAUAUUUUAUCCUGAGUUUGUAGAUACUGUUAUAUUUCUUUCUUCUGUCGUUGAGGUGCGAUUCGCGGCGUUUGAAAGAUUGUUGCAGUUGGGACCAAUGCCAAGUGUCAACUGCCGAAUGGUGGUUUACCACGCAAGAAAUCUUGUAACAUUCCAAUGAGAGAGAUCUGAUAUACCUAGGCCAAAAUUGUAUCUUUAUCUUCUUAAUAAAUUGCUAGCGAGAAACAUGUUUAAUUAGCUUAUAGAAAACUUCCGUUAUCUUAACUAAGAGUUUUGAAGGUUCGGGUGCUUCCGGAUGAACUCUUUACAAGGCAGUUCGGGUGGCGUAUAAGUAUAGAAUAUAUCAGGUUUCACUUUAAAUCAGAGGAUACGCCCUGGAAUUGGAACUGUAGGAUAUUUUUUCGCUGAAAACUGUUAAAAAUCCUCUGAAUAGCAAAAAUUUGUUCGUCAUUCGGUACCUAUUCUAUCCCGAGUCCUACCCCUCACCCUCUUAACUCCACCUGAAUCUCUGCAGCUAGCAGUUUACCCCGACGCACCAAAAAUCAUUAAUUGAGUGUAUGUCGAUUGCGAGCAUAUCUGAGAGAGUAGGCACCUGGACUGUCGAUUGCGGACAUUGAGGGAAAAAGGGGGGGGGAUUACGCGGGAGAAAAGAGAAAUUGUCUAUUGCGGACAUUGUCGGGCGGGCGCGUUGGGUUGCCUACCUCCUCGGAGGCUUGCAUGCCCCACUACGCCGAGGACGUAAAGUAAUAACGCGGCACUGUCGACACAGUGCAGAAAGAGCAUCUUUUCAUUACUGAAAAAAGUUAAUGUGGCAGAACGGAUGAGCCAGGGCCCUCCUAGGCACGUAUAGUAAUUUUAUCUUUAAAAUACAAAACGUAUAGCUAAAGUAUCCACUCUAUUUGUGGCCGCCGUCUUUAAAUAACAGGGAGCAAACCUAAACUAGCAAAACUUAUUUCAUACAGUGAAUAAGCAAAAUCACUAUCAGAGAAGCGUUGCAUGGAGCGAUAGCGGACCCCCCUUUCUUUCCUCAAUGACCGCAAUGUACCCGAGCCUCCCCCUCUCAGGUAUGUCCGCAAUCGACGGAACCCUCAAUAAUAAAAUAUAUUUAAAGAACAAAUCUUCAAUUGUUCUACUGGGUUGAUUUCACUUAGGAAAGGUCAUGCCAAAAUGAACAGCAUUUAAAGGAUGUUUCUUUCAUGACGAGUGAGUAUCCACUCCAUUUUCCUUGUUUCUUUCUCCUUGAAAUCUUACAGAACUCUUUGGUGAAGUGAAAUUUUGGUGAGUAAAGCUCUAAUGCCCGUUUACAAGUGUCAGAAAAAUAUAGCCCCAUUUCUCUUUAAAGCAUCAUUUCAUUAACUCACCUUCAGCUUUAACUUUUUUUUUCAAACCUUUUGGUUUCUUUUUGCUUUCUAUCUUUCCAAAAAGGAACAUUAAUCUAAGAGGUUCAAAAUCAUUCCUUGGCCUUUGAUGUACAAAAUUAUUUUAUAUUUUAUAAAAAGAAAGCGUAUAUUUGCUUAGUUCUGUAUGUGUGUACACUUUUUAUUUUUCCCUUCAAACAAUGAUUUCAAUUUAAAUUUUGCUGAGGGAACGGAACGAACAUGUUUAGUAUUUUGUAUUUCCUUAAGUUGGCAUUAGGAAGCUUGGAACCACCAAAUUGUUGCCUAACUUAAUUUAAAUGCACUGAAAUCCUUUCUCGAAAGAGAGUCUAAAGGUAAAGGAUGGCAUUGUUACGUAAUUUUUUAAAUGGAGAAACUGUUGUGUUAUCUUGUAGGUCUCUCACAUCAUUUUCUUGCACUCUGACAUUAGUACAGUAGUUGCAGUUAACAUUUUAAAGUGAAGGGCUGAGUUCAUCUCGUAGUUGAUAUACAAAUGAAAUCAACAGUUGCACGCAAAGAAUGCAUACGACAACCACAGUGCAUACCGGCCCGGGUGUUUCACAGUGGACGCCUCAGUGCUAGUUGCGGGUACCCUCUUAGGCGGCAGGGGCCAUGGUGCAGGGAGUCGACAACACCACAAGAAGACUGCGGCAUCCGCUCUGAUACACCUGUUAUAUGGUCAAAUAUGCAGGUGCCAGACUCUUUACUUUUUAAUACUAAGCUCGUCAUGCAUAUUGUGAUUUUCCACGUUGGCUGACUGCAAGUCAGUUGCCUUUGGUAGUUUUACCUUAAAUGCCAAAUGCAUUUUUAUCAUUGUUAAUUAACUGUACAUAGUCAUAUUUUUUCUCAGCCACAUGUUUGUGCCUGCAAAAAGAGCACUUUUUGCUUGAAGUGUUCUUUAAAAUUAUUGUACCAUAAGAUGUGGAAAAUGUUGUUAAAUACCUUUAGUGAUUUUGUAUUUCCUUUUAGACUUUUGAGCAAAUGUAGCAAAACACUAUCUUAACCUGUCAACUAUUAUCUGUUACUAGCUGUUAUAACUAAUGCCAGCUAAGUCUUGGCUUCUUAUCUAGUUAAAAUUUUAUUAAUUCUCCAGUAAAAUCUCCCACAUCAGGUCAACCUGAAGAAGUGCGUGAGAAAAGUAAAUCUUGUAUGCUUUCCAGGAUCCUAGCCUCGAAAAAAAAAGGGAAAAAGAAAAAGAGGUUUCAAUUAUUAAAAACAAAAUU
This is a messenger RNA of Frankliniella occidentalis (western flower thrips), 5128 nucleotides long. Its product is annotated as Kv channel-interacting protein 4-like. The transcript is spliced from 7 exons. Gene Ontology annotation, molecular function: calcium ion binding. NCBI's taxonomy places the organism in Eukaryota, Metazoa, Arthropoda, Insecta, Thysanoptera, Thripidae. The record is from RefSeq and is a predicted model, not a curated record. The coding region runs from base 520 to 1398 and encodes 292 amino acids.